AUGUUACGUUCUGUCAGCACAAAAUUCUUCAAAAAAUCACUUGUGAGAACAAGUAUUACCAUUUUUCCAAAUCGAACUUACGUUAGUACAUAUAACACACAAAUAGCUGGGUUGACCGAAGAACAGAAUGAGCUUCAUGAGACCGUUCACCAAUUUUGUCAAAAAGAACUUAAAAUAAGGGCAGCUGAAAUUGAUAGGCAAAAUUCUUUCCCAACAGAUAUGUGGAAGAAGUUUGGUGAAAUGGGAUUACUUGGUGUAACCGCUCCUGAAGAAUAUGGAGGAUUAAAUAAAGGGUAUCUCGAACAUACAAUUAUAAUGGAGGAGAUUUCGCGAGCAUCUGGUUCAGUUGCUCUUUCCUAUGGAGCUCAUUCAAAUUUGUGUGUUAACCAAAUAGUUCGAAAUGGUAAUGAGAAACAGAAAUCAAGAUAUUUACCAAAGCUUAUUUCCGGUGAUUAUGUUGGCGCGCUUGCCAUGUCAGAACCAGGAUCUGGUUCAGAUGUAGUUUCUAUGCGUCUUCGUGCUGAGAAGAAGGGUAAUAGAUAUGUUUUGAAUGGAAAUAAGAUGUGGAUUACCAAUGGUCCUGAUGCAAAUGUUUUGAUUGUAUACGCCAAGACAAAUCAUGAAGCGGGUGCUCGCGGUAUUACCGCAUUUUUAAUCGAAAAGGAGUUCCAAGGCUUUUCAACAGCACAGAAACUGGAUAAACUUGGAAUGCGUGGAUCAAACACGUGUGAACUUAUUUUCGAAAAUUGUGAAGUUCCCGCUGAAAAUGUUUUGGGAGAAGAAAAUAAAGGGGUAUACGUUCUUAUGAGUGGUUUGGAUUUGGAAAGGCUCGUUCUCUCGGGUGGUCCAUUAGGUUUAAUGCAAGCAGCACUCGAUAUCGUUCUUCCUUAUGUACAAUCUCGGUAUCAAUUCGGUCAACCAAUUGGUCAUUUCCAGUUAAUUCAAGCGAAAUUAGCUGAUAUGUAUACUAAACUCAAUGCUUCUAGAUCAUAUGUUUACUCUGUAGCAAGAGCUUGCGAUAAUGGACAUGUUUCUAAUAGGGAUUGUGCUGCUGUUAUAUUGUAUUCUGCUGAGCGUGCGACUGAAGUUGCUUUAGAUGCUAUUCAGUGCCUUGGGGGUAAUGGAUACAUAAAUGAUUAUGAUACUGGAAGAAUUUUAAGAGAUGCCAAACUUUAUGAAAUUGGUGCAGGGACAAGUGAAAUUCGAAGACUUAUAAUCGCAAGGGAACUAUACGAGGAAUUUUCGGACCACUAA
Molecule: messenger RNA, 1254 nt
Organism: Funneliformis mosseae
Lineage: Eukaryota; Fungi; Glomeromycota; Glomeromycetes; Glomerales; Glomeraceae
Source: the annotation of a GenBank genome assembly